UCUUGAGAUUAAAAACUUCCUGUAUUUUCCAAUAACAAUGAAAAAAUGAACAUUUUUUUUAAUGGGACCAAUCAGAAGACAUACCUUACAAGAUGCAAAAGGUUUCGUUCCGAUUGGUCCAUCCAUCUCGGAGUAAUCGGUGAACACACACAAAAAAAAAACAUAUAUUAUACUGAUCGAAUUAAGUAACCUACUCCUUUUCGAAGUCGGUUAAAAAUGAUUAUGAAUCCGAUGAAUGUGAUUAAUUUGUUAUUAGCAACAUUUCAAACGAUGUACCUAAUGGAUACUCCUUUAACAAGAGAGGAAGUACAAUUGAAAGAAGCCAUUCAACAAAUGUUGCUCGAUAACAUAUUUGCAUUUAAUGAAAUUGAAGUUUCUGAAGAAUCGUCAUUGGACUUUUUGGAUCAAUUUAAAGAAUGUGAGGUUGAGUCUGUUGAAGAAGAUGAUGCAGACGAGAAUUGGUCUGGGGAGACAUAUAUUGGAGUUUGUUCACAGCGUGAUGAAGACGUUGAUGUUGAUUACAAGCGGAAAGCAGUUGCGUUUUGGACAGAGGGAGAAAAAAGACGUAAACUUGCUACCGUUCAACAUAAUUUUAGACUUGUGUUUUCUGAACGGCAGUUACGAAGAUGGGUUCAUCAAAUUGAAACAAGUGGAACUAAAAAAGAAAGAUUAGCUCAAAUUUCCGAGUUCGUGAUAACAAAUAUGAAAAAAGCUAUUGAAUCCGGUUAUAUUUUGCAUGAUAGAGAUAUUCGACGAUGGGCUUUGCAAGCAUAUAAAGAACAAGGCAAUAGAAGACGAUGAAGUAUUUAAAGUUAAAGCUACGGACUUUGUCAAUGAAGUAAACCCUUUGAUUACGAGAUACGGAGAUGAAAAUAUGUACAAUUCAACUAGAAAUACAUUCUGGACGAACUUUAGCGGUGAAAAGCCAAAAGAAAGUAGAGCGUGUUGUACAAUCUGUAUAUUCAAUAACGCAUAGUUACACAAUACAACCAACAAUAACUGCUGAUGGAAGAUUAUUGUCGCCCCUUUUUGUGGUUUUGCAAGAAGCAAAUGGACAAUUUGGACCAAUAGUUCAAAAAACAUUAUUCAAACCGACUAAUGUGUACGUGACUGCAUCAAAAUCUGGGAAACCCAUUUCUGCUCAUUUCAAAAUCUGAUUGGAAGAGGUCUUUUUUCCUAAUACUAAAACAACGUCUGUGUUGUUAUUAGACCCUUGGAGUGGACACUGUGAACAAGAUAUACAUAAUGCGAAACCAACGGGUAAAGAGAUUAUAAUUAAGAUGAUACCAAAAGCUACCACUGGCCAAAUCCAACCUCUAGAUGUUUUUAUUAGGCAUUUCUCCGAUGAUGUGCUGUUACAUGAUUACGAUGUUAAUCUUCAUUUAAGAAAUAAUAUAAUUAAGUUACAAUCACUUGUACACAAUGAACUGUCUUCACCAAGAUAUAAAAAUCUAUUCCAGUAUGGUUGGUACAAAAGUGGAUACACAGAAAAAAAAUCAGGAGAUUUUGUGAAUCUUGUAGAUUAUGCUUUCGAACAGAACACAAAAAUGAAAUGUGCACUCUGUGAUGAAAUACCGAUAAUUAGAUGCUCUUAGUGUAAAAAAGCAUUUUGUUUAAAACAUUUUUUUCAUGAAUAUCACUUCUGCGACAAAUGUGAAUGUUAAGUGAACCAUUUUGUAAACUGCAUGUAUCUUAUAAAAGCUUCAGAUUAUAAAUUUAUAUCACUUAUGCAUACCUAACAUACACGUGAAAUAUAAUUGCACCAAUCAUGUUACUAGUACCGGAAAUUAAUUUACAUAUCGCUUAUUAAUACGUAGAUAUGUACUAAUAUAAUUUUUAUUAAUAUUGUAAGCUUUAAAUAACUGUAUUAAUGCCUAGUAUACAUGGUAAACGCUAGAUAUCGUAAUGGAUAUUAACCGUACAUCCAUAUCUGGUAUGACCGCGACCCGGCGUAUGUGAGCGAUGCAUAUUUAAUUUUAAAAUAUGCAAAAAUGUAAAAGGCAAACAUAGCAUAUAAUAUAGUACAUCAAUGGAUUCAGAAACAAAUUUAUGUUUUUUUUUUUGUUAUUAUGUAAGUUGUGAUUACUUUUAAAAUAAUGUUAUAAACAAAUUAUUUUUUACAACAUUUAUGACUAGCAGUUAUAUGUUCAUAAAAAACC
Osmia bicornis bicornis is the source of this 2159-nucleotide messenger RNA. RefSeq lists its product as uncharacterized. Bases 217 to 801 code for a protein of 194 amino acids. NCBI's taxonomy places the organism in Eukaryota, Metazoa, Arthropoda, Insecta, Hymenoptera, Megachilidae. The record is from RefSeq and is a predicted model, not a curated record. The transcript is spliced from 3 exons.